AGUUUUUGCUAAAUCGGUAGAGUGUUGUACAUCAUAAUUUUUACGCAAUCCACUAUUUUCUUAACCAAAAUAUUAACUUGAAAGGAAAAUUCAAGAACUUGCGGAAUCUUUUGUUUUGCUUUAGCAACAACAACGGAAAAGUGUUGGAAUUGCUCUAUUCAUAUAUAUAUAUAUAUAACUGCAUAGACAUAUACUUAAAAGCACACGAGUGCCUGCAAUAUUGAAUGCAUUCGGUUUGGUCAAAUUUUUUGUUGUUGAUUCGUGUUAAAACAAUAACAAACUGAUUGAUUUGCAAACAUACGUGCAUAUAAACGAAAUAAACUCUUGUGAAUAAUUAGUAAUUACAGCGAAUUAUUAGCGUAAAAUAUAAAUAAAUAUAAGAAAAACAACAAAUACUGGUAGAAAAAAAACAGCCCAAUCAUGCGUCUCCUCAGGAUUUUACCGCUAGUUUUGCUAAUUUCACGUUCGCCCGCGCGCACCACUGCCUCUAAUAGUAUUGUGAAACGCUCGUAUAUAGCGAGUAGCAGUAAUUUUGCAGCCACAAGUGCCAGCUGUAAUAGUAAAAUUAAAAUGCCAGAGAAACGCACAGCGCCAGCGAUUUCCUCUUUGGAGGAUUUUGAACGGAAAUUACCUGGUUAUCUAAAUGAGAACACCACACUCGCGCUGCUCCUUGACUACGACGGCACACUGGCCGCCAUUGCAGAUAGUCCAAAGAACACCUAUAUGACGGUCGCCAUGGAGAAAUUGUUAAAUCAAUUGGCUAUACAUCCCAAAAUCUUCUUGGCCAUGAUCUCUGGACGUGCGCUGAAUGAUGUACAAUCACGUGUCGGCAUACCGGGUAUCACCUAUGCGGGUAAUCAUGGGCUGGAAAUCGAGAGUGGCAAUGGUACACGCCACGAUUAUCCACUACCAGCCAAACUGCAACAACACUACGCGCCAAUGGUGGUCGAACUAGUAGAGAAUGUACAAAAGAAUGGCGCUUGGGUUGAAGAUAAGACAGUAUCGUUGACCUAUCAUUAUCGUGACGUUCCAGCGGACUUAUCGGGGGCGCUAAAACAACAGGCCAUACGCAUAAUUGAGUCGCACGGCUUUCUGGCGAAUCAGGCGCAUGACGCCAUAGAAGCGAAGCCACCGGUGAAUUGGCAUAAAGGCGAAGCUGCUCUGCUCAUACUAAAAGACAAAUUCGGCCCAAAUUGGGCUGAUGAAAUCAAAGUGAUAUUCGCUGGCGAUGACAACACCGAUGAGGAUGCCAUGCGGUCUCUGCAAGGUGUCAGCAAAUCAUUCCGCGUUUCCGCCGAUCCUGAGAUACAAACUUAUGCGGAUUUCCGCUUAACGAGUCAGAAUGUUGUGGAGGAUUUGCUGAGGUGGAUAAGAAAAACAUACAAGGAUUAAUGUGCGCUCCAGCUGCUGGGGACUCUGUUGGACUUUUAUUAUUAUUUUAAGAAUAUAUACAUAUAUACAUAUAUAUAUGCAUAUAAAUUAGUACAAGCUUAUUAUAUUGUAAAUAAUAUGAAGUGAUGUGCAAUUAUUUAUUUUUUGCAACAUUAAGUUGUAUUAUUAAGUUGAAAAUAUUGUUGAUAAAUUGGCAAAAUGAACAAUUAUUAUGUUAAUUGGUAUUUUUCAGAAAAAAAAAAGUUUGUUUUUCAUAGA
Ceratitis capitata (Mediterranean fruit fly) is the source of this 1650-nucleotide messenger RNA. Its product is annotated as probable trehalose-phosphate phosphatase C. The coding region runs from base 421 to 1392 and encodes 323 amino acids. Lineage: Eukaryota; Metazoa; Arthropoda; Insecta; Diptera; Tephritidae. Gene Ontology annotation, molecular function: trehalose-phosphatase activity. The transcript has 6 exons. The record is from RefSeq and is a predicted model, not a curated record. Gene Ontology annotation, biological process: trehalose biosynthetic process.